AUGAUUGGUAACUACGUUAAUGAAUUAUUCAACUCGAUACUGGGUACUAGAGCUGGGACGAUGGGUCGGGCUGGCUCAAACAGAUUAUUUGGUUGGAUAGACAUCAUUUUUUCAUUUACAACUCAAACAUUAAAAAUUACAGUUUUGGCCGUUACUGAAAAUUACAAAAAACCAACCUUCCUGAUUUCAUGCUUGGCAUUUUUGACAGCUACUUAUGUAGUGAGUCCUACAAUACUAGCUCUUAGCUCUUCGUUUGAAGGCAACAAACUACUGAAAAAAUGUAAAAGACCCGACAAAAACACUAUCGGAUUUUCUAAUACUGGCAACGACUGUUUUGCUAACUCUACGAUACAAGCCCUUGUUCCACUGAAAAAACUGAACAUUUACUUUACUGCAAUGAUUGAAUAUCCCCUUCCGCAGUCCAUAGUACGAUAUCCGAUGCCCCUACACUUGGCUCUAAUUGACAUACUCGAAAAACUUCAAAAACCGGUAUAUAGCAAGACAACCAUGUCAGUUUGGACGUUGCUUCACCUCCUUGAGACAAUACACCAGGGAAAAAUUUCGAGAGCACAGCACGAUUCUCACGAAUUGUUGUUGCUCCUCAUCGAUACGCUUGAAGAAGAAUAUCUCAAGUUCUUUUCUUUUAUUUCAACAUCAGACGAUGAGCUAAAGAAAACAAUAACGAAACCACCACAAUUCCCAUUUAGCUCAGUUAUUGAGUCUAAACUUUGCUGUAUGAAUUGCAAGGAAACAUCAUUUCCGAUCAAAAACCCGAUGAUGAUGUUGGAAUUGACGACGCCGCAGUCCUCCCACUCGUCUUUGGAAACAAUGAUUAAAAGAAGUAACUCUGAGGUAAUUGAAGGCUUUUCAUGCUUUAUAUGCAUGAUAAAGCACAUACUAUUCAAUCAGAGUAAUUUGCAGUUGACGCCAGACCAAAAGAGCUUUCUGCUAGAGGUACAGGAUCGACUGAUGACGAGGAGUCUUGUAAUCAAUGACGAGCUUAGUGAGCACCAGGCUUACAAAGCAAUAAUCUUUUCUAAUCUGGGCUUACAACACGAAAACUUAAAGACAACUGUGCAUAGACAGACUGAUUUUAUUGAGUUUCCACAAAUCCUUCCCAUCCAUUUAUCCAGAUCGAUGUUUGAAGAUUCUCAAUCCUGGAGAAAUGCAUGCACUAUAGAAUUCCCACCUACACUAGAAUUCACAACGAGAGAAAAUUCUGACCCGGUUAUCUAUACCUUGCGAAGCGUGAUUCGACAUAAGGGGACUCCCUCUUUUGGUCAUUACGAAUGCUAUCGAAAGAAGCCUCAGUUUUAUAAAGUACGGGAGGGAGAGUACUCGAAUGAUUCUCCAGCUAUUGUUUGUGGAAACGAUAGAUCUCAGAACAGCAGAAUAAUUCAUAGCCAAAAAAAUAUUAGGAGAAAACAUAAAAAGUUGCUAAGUGUUAUCAAUAAACCAUAUUGGAGGAUUAGUGAUAGUAAAGUAACCGAAGUUUCUGAAAAUAGCGUACUUGCCGAUGGGAAAGCAGCAUAUAUGUUGCUCUACGAACAAUCAUGA
Messenger RNA from Pichia membranifaciens NRRL Y-2026, 1557 nucleotides. RefSeq lists its product as hypothetical. The record is from RefSeq and is a predicted model, not a curated record. Gene Ontology annotation, biological process: protein deubiquitination. Gene Ontology annotation, cellular component: cytosol; nucleus. Gene Ontology annotation, molecular function: cysteine-type deubiquitinase activity; cysteine-type endopeptidase activity. NCBI's taxonomy places the organism in Eukaryota, Fungi, Ascomycota, Pichiomycetes, Pichiales, Pichiaceae. Bases 1 to 1557 code for a protein of 518 amino acids. The transcript has a single exon.